Molecule: messenger RNA, 2541 nt
Organism: Stomoxys calcitrans (stable fly)
Lineage: Eukaryota; Metazoa; Arthropoda; Insecta; Diptera; Muscidae
Gene: Ctl1
Product: choline transporter-like 1
Exons: 10
Coding region: 253-2295 (680 amino acids)
Biological process (GO): transmembrane transport
Cellular component (GO): membrane
Molecular function (GO): transmembrane transporter activity
Source: RefSeq, a predicted model, not a curated record
UGUUGACCAAUUUCCAAAGUAAACAAGUAGUUGCAUUUGUAAUCAUUAGAAAAAAAAGCUGAAAAAACGCCGCGGACCGUAGUGUUUUGAUAUUGUUGUUGUUGUUGUCGUGUCUCAUAUCUUUAAUCAUAGCAGCAAGCAUAAUAGAUCGCGUUGGAAAGUUAAUGAACUUAAGAUUGUCGGUAUUUUGUCCUGGUCGUGUGUGUGUGUAUGAGCGCGAAGAAAGUUAAUACUAGCACUAAAUAAAAGAAAAUGGGCUGUGCCGCAAGUUCGGAAGAUGAGCCUCAGCCAAAUCGGCCAAAGUAUCGUACAUGCACAGAUAUAUUUUGGCUUGUAUUAUAUAUUUUUUUCUGGCUAUUUCUGAUUGUUAUCGCUAUAUUUUCAUUUGUAUAUGGCAAUCCCUUGCGUGUUAUUAAUGGAUAUGAUUCGUUUGGCAAUACAUGCGGCGUAAAGAAAAAUGAAAAAUAUCCAAAUUUUCCACUUUCCGGUAGAAAUACAUUGGAUACCCCACAACUGUUAUACUUUCAUAUGAAGGACUUGAAGAAAGCUUUAAAAGUUUGCGUCAAAGAAUGUCCAACAAGAACAAUGAUGAAUCCGCAAGAAGUUUACAAAUACUAUACGGAAACACAAAAUCAUAUUUGUGGCUAUGAUUUUGAUAUGUCAAUUUUGGCAAAUGACAAACAGGAUUUGAAACAAUUGUUUAACGCAUUGGGCCCAUGUCCAAAUCUGCCAAUAUAUGAGAGUUCUCCUGUUUUACAUCGUUGUAUGCCCAAGGGUAGCAAUGCUCCCGUAAAGGAUAUGUAUAAAAUGCUGAAUUCAUGGGAUGCAGCACAACAAUUUCUUGGCGAUAUCUAUGCAACAUGGCACUAUAUAGCCAUUAUAUGUGGCCUAGCAUUUUUGAUUUCCAUUGCUUUGGUGAUAUUAAUGCACUGGCUGUCCAGCAUUGUUUCCUGGCUAAUUUGUACUUUGGUUAUAGUGUCAAGUGUAGGCCUAACAGGUGCUUUAUGGUACGUGUAUUAUUCGAUUAAACACAAAUCUAAAGUUGAUGUACAGUUUUCGUAUCUGGAAGAGUUCACCCGAAAUGAGCAAGCAGUUUUAACCUUAGCUGUAAUAGCAACUAUUACAAUGAUCAUCCUAAUAGUCAUCAUAUAUUAUUUGAAAAAUAAACUAUCCGGUCUUACCGCAUUGUUUGAGGAGUCUGGAAAUUGCAUGAUGAAUCUACCAGGAUUGAUUUUUGCUCCUUUAUUAGCAUUUAUAGUUUUGGCAUUGUUCCUAGCAUUUUGGGUAUUUGUAGUCAUAUGCAUAACCACAGCCAGUAGUCCAGGAAACAAUAAUCCAUUUGCUCCCCUAGACAAUACAGCUUCUCACUCGAAUGGAGUUGUUGUGAAUAGUACAAAAAGCUUUAUUCCCUUAGAAUAUACCGAGGCUAAAACAAUUAAAAGCAUGUUCUGGGUAUAUGUUGUUGGCCUUAUUUGGACUACGGAAUUCAUAUUUGCCUGUCAACAAUUUGCUUUGGCUGCCGCUGUGGCAUUCUGGUACUUUGAUAAACCCACAACCACACCCACUAUAUAUGCUAUUGGAAGACUUGUUAAAUAUCAUUUGGGCACGGUGGCAAAAGGUUCUUUCAUUAUAACCAUAUUCAAGAUACCUAGGCUUAUCUUAACCUACCUAUAUGCAAAAUUGAAGAAAGGCGAAGACAAAGGCUCCGAAUGCGCCGCUUGCUGCUUGAAGUGCUGUAUAUGUGGAUUUUGGUUACUGGAAAAAUUUAUACGUUUUCUAAAUCACAACGCCUAUACCGUUGUGGCUAUAGAAUCGAUUAAUUUUUGCCCAGCAGCUGGCAUUGCAUGGAAUGCUAUGGCUACCAAUGCUCUACAAGUGGCCACAAUUAAUAGUGUAGGCGAUUUCGUGCUAUUUUUGGGCAAAGUAAUGGUGGCAGCCAUUUCUGGUCUGAUUGGCAUAUUUGUGCUUAAAGAUCGACCCGGACUCAACUUCUAUAUGGCUCCAGUGAUAUUGAUCAUUGUAUUUUCAUUCUUUAUUGCCCAUAUUGUGUUAUCACUAUUUGAGAUGGUAGUCGAUACCCUUUUCCUAUGCGUAUGUGAGGAUAAAACCAUAAAUGGUCGCGCCGGACGUUGGGCCCAAAGUAAUCUAGCCAAAUUGGUUGGAGAGGAGCCAUUGCAACCGGGCGAGGAACCGCCAAUACAAGUUGUCGAGAUGAUGCCUAUUAAUAAACAACCAUUUAGCAAGGCAAAGCAAGCAAUGAUUGUACCUGAUGGAGCUGAAGAUACCAAUGAAUAAACAAGCAAAGACAGAUCUAUACACCUAAUAAUUUAAAAAUAUAUAACAAACAAAAGAAAAUAUUACUUAUCCAAGUUAUGGGAUAUAGGAAAGGAAUAUAUGUAUAAAGUACAUUGUUUUUUUGGAAUGCCUUGAAUUGUUAGCCGGAAGCUUUAUGGAACUAAACCGCACAAGUUUUAUAUACAUUUAUACCUAUAGGAUGGUUAAGAUAAAAAAUAUAUAAAGUUGCAAUUUUUUAAAUAUGCA